Molecule: messenger RNA, 774 nt
Organism: Poecilia latipinna (sailfin molly)
Lineage: Eukaryota; Metazoa; Chordata; Actinopteri; Cyprinodontiformes; Poeciliidae
Product: CD209 antigen-like protein D
Exons: 6
Coding region: 20-739 (239 amino acids)
Source: RefSeq, a predicted model, not a curated record
UCUUGAGAAAUCUCGCAACAUGUAUGAGAACAUCGAGUUCACACCUACAAGUGGCAGUGAAUUCUCUCCGGACAGUGGAGAGGAAACGGUUCAGACUCCAGAUUCCUCUACACACCUUGGUGUUGGUCUUUCUCUACAGAAUGAAGGAGUAGAGACUGAAAAGCCUCCCCUCGCUGUCCAAGGAAAACCCUACAGCACUGUUUUCCUAAUGUUUGGUCUGUUGAUCCUUCUGGUUGUUGUGGAUAUCGGCGUUCGAGUCAAAAUCUAUCACUUAGUUGUUGAGAAACCGUUGCAAACCCGUUUUGAAAAUCACACGAAGGAACAAACAGAAUGGCAGGAGCUUCGUGAGUCAUAUUUCUACUAUGCAUCCACUCAGAAGAAAAACUGGACAGAGAGCAGGAAAGACUGCAAGAGCAGAGGAGGAGAUCUGGUGAUUCUAAAUAACAAAGAGAAACAGGGGAUGAUUGAAAGAAUGAAGAUACAUGGAGAUUCCUGGAUCGGUCUUCAAAGUUCAGACGAAUGGACUGCGAAAUGGAAAUGGGUAGAUGGAACAGAUCUAGCAUAUGGUUCCUGGAGGGAAGGAGUAAAUGUCAAAGCGGAGCAAGGGUUGAAAGCAUUUACUGAUCAAGAGGGACUUUGGAUGCUUGACAAAACUGGAUUAAAAUACUGGAUCUGUGAGAAGAAAAAUGUCCAGCAUCUUGGUGACCUUAAACCUGAAAAGAACAUCAGUAAAACUUAAGGACUAUAUACAGAGAAAAGUUACAAUUAUGAUUA